This is a messenger RNA of Selaginella moellendorffii, 1703 nucleotides long. Its product is annotated as hybrid signal transduction histidine kinase B-like. Gene Ontology annotation, molecular function: protein binding. The record is from RefSeq and is a predicted model, not a curated record. The coding region runs from base 22 to 1641 and encodes 539 amino acids. Lineage: Eukaryota; Viridiplantae; Streptophyta; Lycopodiopsida; Selaginellales; Selaginellaceae. Gene Ontology annotation, biological process: phosphorelay signal transduction system. The transcript has 11 exons.
AAUGCUGUGUGGCGCCGGGCUAUGGAGUCCUCCACCGCCGUCGGGCCGGCUGGAUUGUCGCUCACAUCGGCGGACAGGCUUCGCAUCUAUCGUAAGUGUUUCCAUGACCUGGACGAGCAUCUCGCGCAACUCCACCAGGAAGGAUUGGGCCCAAGCGAUGCCGAGUUUGUGGCGCUCCAGGCCGAGAUUCGCUGCUUGGAGGAGCUUAUAAUGCUCUUCACGGACAUCACGUCGAUUUUGCCCUCGAUCGCGCCCAAAUCAGUAACUGGAGAUGGAUUUGAUCCUUCCUUACCGAGUGUUGACGGGUUGAAUCUGUCACUAGUUACAGAUAUCUUGAUGCUAAGCGCGACUUCCCCGUGGACAGUUUUUGUGGCCGAGCGUUCCCAGUGGCAAAUUUGCUAUGUCUCACCGAGCGUGAAGCGCGCGUUUGGUUGGAAGGCUUCUGAGCUUUUGGGAGUUCCUGCUUGGGAUGGUUGUCACACGGAGGACAUUCCGACUUUGCAGCGUAUGCUGCUGUUGAAAGAAUGUGCAACAACUGGAACUUCUUUAGUGUAUAGAAGGCUUAGAAAGGAUCGUUCGUAUGCUACUGUUCAAGCGACUGGCCGUGCUGUUGGAACCAGGUGGUAUGCCUGGGUGGAACAAGACAUCAUCAACAACAACGCAUUGAAUGGAACUCCUCAGGCACUCGACGUUCUAUCAGAUCUUCCUCUGUCCUUGCCAGCAAGCAAGUCUAGCACUAAAACAAGAUCAGCAGACUCCGAAGGUGGUCCAAGUAUUCGCUCCCGGAAGCUUUCUAGCACCCAAAGGCCCACGUUAGAAGCCGAAGGAAAUACACGAGGAUGGAACAGCACCGCUCGUCCUGCUUCUCCGCUGGCAUUAUUGCCCGGUUUGGAAAGACAAACCAGGCCUUCAAAGAGCAGAGGGAACGGUGAGAAUGCUGAAGCGCACAGCGCAAGCCAACAUUCCUUGGAACCCGAUAACAUGGCUGAUGAAAGCCAAGUCAUGCUCAAGUCUCAGGGAAUGAAUUUGCCCACCUCAUCUCAUCUCAGCUUCUCAGGAUCCGAAACACAGCCCGUGGAGAAACUGAAAAGAGGAAAGGCAGUACACGACGAGGGUGGAGCAUCAAAGCCAAAGGUUCCAGGUACUCCCUCCCAAGUAGCUGCUUCUUCGAGGCCCGCUAGUGCACAACAAAUUAACGAAGAGGUUGAUCUUCUUUGGGGAAAAAAGAUUUUGCUGGUUGAGGAUGACCGAGUUAAUAGAACUAUAGCACAGAGGCUUCUGGAGAAUCUCAAGUGUAACGUGAAAGUAGCGUGCAAUGGGAAGGAGGCCUUGGAUAUAUUACAAGAGGGAGCACCAGUGAAGGCGGAGGAUAUUGAGGAAGGAAAGGAGAUACCUCCGCAAUUCGAUCUCGUCUUGAUGGAUUUGCUAAUGCCAGUGAUGGACGGAACAAAAGCGGUUCAAUACUUUCGGGAUUGGGAGGCCGAGCAAGAACCCCCGAGAAAGAGGAUGGUGAUUUUUGCGCUUACAUCAAACGUUAGCGAUGGCGAUAUGGUGAAGUGCGCGAUAAGUGGCUUUGAUGAGUUUGUGAGCAAGCCAUUGACGAUCGACAAGCUCAUGGAUCGUCUCCAGCCCAAGCACUGAGCCCUUUGUACAGUCACAAUUCAUUCGAUUCAAACGAAUAAGCGAAUCUUCCAUUUUCAAAA